This is a messenger RNA of Homalodisca vitripennis (glassy-winged sharpshooter), 1815 nucleotides long. RefSeq lists its product as uncharacterized. NCBI's taxonomy places the organism in Eukaryota, Metazoa, Arthropoda, Insecta, Hemiptera, Cicadellidae. The record is from RefSeq and is a predicted model, not a curated record. Bases 1 to 1815 code for a protein of 604 amino acids. Gene Ontology annotation, cellular component: nucleus. Gene Ontology annotation, biological process: regulation of transcription by RNA polymerase II. Gene Ontology annotation, molecular function: DNA-binding transcription factor activity, RNA polymerase II-specific; RNA polymerase II cis-regulatory region sequence-specific DNA binding. The transcript has 3 exons.
AUGUAUCGUUCACCCCUUGGGCAGGUUGCAAGAUUCCUCUACUUGCUUGAGUUGUGUCUUGGAUUUUUGGUCACACUGGGCCUCUCAAUAGUUAUUGGGUGUGACCACAACAUUAAUUUAUGUCUUAACUCGGAUGAUGCUCAAGACUUUUUAAAUCUACUACGUAGUUUUAAUUUUUAUAGUAGUGUUUCCGAGCCUACACGAGGUGCUGCCUCCCUGGACUCAUUUUUAACUAAUAUUGAUAAGUGGAACUAUGAUGUAUUGAUAAGUGAAUCUCAGAUCGCUGACCAUAAACAUGUUUUUUUCACCAUCAAGCAUUGGAGGCCACAGGUCAUAGAUUUAGCAAGCGGUCCGUUGAUUAAGACUGUAACCAUUAGAUCAUUCAAUGAUACAAAUUUCCAGUGGUUUGUGGAAUCUGUCGCAGUCCAGGUCAGUUCCUGGCAUGAACUUGCUCUAUGUUUUCCUGCAGAAGCUGCAUUUACUAGUUUUUUUCUUAGCUUUAAGAAGACAUUUGAUACUUUUUUUCCUGUGAAGCUGAAAAAACGUAGUCAUACGGGAGGGAACAAUGGAAAAAGGCAUUUGGCCCGAUCUGCAAACUGGUACACACCGGAUUUAGCUGACCUACGUAGUCUCAUUGGCAUAGUGUGUGAUAUGUCUAAGAGUAGGUCCAAUCUGAAACCUUGGGUGCAACAUCUGAGGAGGGAAUACCGUGCUAAGGUUAUGGAGGCCAAACAGGCUGCCGUGGGAAACUUUAUUGCGCAGUCUCAAAAUCCAUGCAAGGCAGCCUGGGACUAUAUAAAUAGGAGUAAGCACCGAGUGUCUGCCCCUGACACCAAUUUUGCCACAGCAGAAGUCUUCAAUAACUCUGCCAAGGAUCUUGUUAACUCCAGUAAUUUGUCUCUGGUAACUCUUCCUAGUGGGAAUGGGGACGCGUAUCUAACUUCGGUCCCUGUGGUACCUUUUAAUUUUGCGUGGAAGCUAGUUGCCGUGGAAGAAGUAAUAAAAGUAGUGCAUGGUUUUAAGAGUUCCAAGAGUAAAGACAUCUAUGACAUGUCUGUGGAUGUGUUAAGAAGGGUUAUUUAUAGUAUAGCUCCUGCUCUAACAGACUUAAUAAAUUUGUGUCUUUCCGAAGGUGUUUUCCCUGAGGUUUUGAAGGCAUCGAGGACUGUCCCCGUCUACAAGAAGGGUCCACAAAACGAGGUAUCGAGCUUCAGACCUAUAUCUCUAAUACCUAUGUUUGCCAAGGUCAUUGAGUCUGUCAUGCUGGAGCAGCUGUGCAAUUUUUUUGAGUCACAUCACCUCUUGGUACCAGCACAGUUUGGCUUCAGAAGGCAUAGAUCUACUGUCGAAGCUGUGGACUCACUUCUUCAGGCCAUUCUUAAUUCUUUUGAAGCAAAAAGUUCUACUGCUGUACUGUUAUGCGACCUUUCACGUGCCUUUGAUUGCGUGUCGCACAAGAUCCUCUUGAAGAAACUGGAAAGGUACGGUGUACGGGGUUGCGCCCUGAAAAUCUUGAAAUCUUACUUAGAUCAAAGGAAACAGUCUAACGCAGUGCGCCACAACCUGUCUCUCCAUAAAUGUUUCAUGCGUGUGGAGAACGUGAAGGGUGCCGUCUGGACAGUGGACGAGAUGGAGUUUUACAAACGUCGUCCGCAACGGUGCCUCAUCGGGUAUGUCUACCGGAACGCCAUCCGCACCAAUCUCUCUCUAUACAAGUGUUUUGUUCGAUAUGAAGAUGACUUUGGCUCUUUCUGGAUGGUGGAUGACGCAGAGUAUGUCAAGAGGCGGCACUUAUCGCGUGGCAUUGGUCAAUAG